AUGGAUGUGAGACAAUAUUUUGACUGUAAAUCUAACUCAAAAUUCAUUCUUGAUUUUGAUUCUUUAAAUCCUGUUCUACAUGAUUUCAAUAAAGAGUGUAUAUUAUCAAUUCCUUAUCCAACAAAAAAGGAGAUUCAGGCUUUUACCCCUUUAACACAUAAUCAAUUAAUGCAUAUCGCUGUUAUAUUAGUUACUCAUCAAAAUGUACACAAUGUAUUUUCGUCUUUUGUACCAAAAGAUAUACCAGAAAACAUUUUUUGGUGUAAGUACUUUCGUUUUCUUUAUAUAAAAUGUGGAAAAGAAAAACAGUAUCAAAAGAAGAUUCGUACCCGAGAUAGAAAACGAAAUGACCAAUUAACUCAUAUACUUUCAUUAUGGAAAAGUUUAAUUAAUGUUAAAUCUGAAAUAUCUCAUACUAUUAAUCCAAGAGAAGGUUUACUUGUUCUUAGUGGUACUAAAGAAUGUUUACAGUGUCACCCAAAAUUAGUAUCAGAUGUAAUUAAAGUUGUAUUCCCUUUUGCCUCAUCUAAAUCAACAAUGUUUAAACGAACUUCAUUUAUGUUAACUUCUCCAGUACAAUUACGAAUUGGUGCUUUAACUGAAGAUAGAAAUGAAUUAAAAUCUCAAAAUGAAAGAAAUGUUAUCAAUAUUUUUAUCAGUGAUAUACCAGAAGACCAUCUAAGACCAUCUAAUGAUAGUAAAACAAGAACAUCAUUAGACCUUAUGACAUUUGAAAGAAAGACUUCAAGUUCAUUUGGAAGUCAUGUUAUAGAAAGCUUAAGCGAAAGACCAAGAAUGAGUGCUACUGAGUUACAAAGGAAUUCGAUCACAUCAAGUGAUAGUGAUAUUCCAGCACAUCGAUUCACUGUUAGUGUAUUUAACAUUCUUUUUGGUAAAUUAAAGUCACACAAACUUCAAUUUGUUGGUCCAUUACUUAAUUUAUUAGUAAAACAUUAUUCUGGAUUAGAGGCAUAUGUUAUUACUCAUUGCUUUGUAUGUAAUUGUCUUUAUAGAGGACUUUAUCCAUAUACUAUUGUCCAAUUUGAUUACUUUUUUAUUGCAUUUGAUGAAUUAGUAAGAGAGAGAUUUCCAGAUUAUGUUGACUCCUUAACAGUAUCUUUAGUUUCAAUCUAUGAAAAUCUCUUUACAAAUUUGUUAAUCCCAUUAUUAGAUUCAAUAGACAAAUUUAUUGCCUUAACAAUCCUCGAAUAUCUUUUAUUGUAUGGAUAUCCAUUUGCAUUAAAAAUUCUUCUUAUUUUAAUUGAACAAACAUCAACCCCACCUAAGCGAAGUGAAGAAGUAAUACCAAUAUUUUCUAAAGUAUUAGAAUAUGACGCACCAGGAGUGAUUGCUCAAACAUUAGAUCUUCCAUUUCCUGAUUAUGCAAAUUACCAUUUCUUAUUACCAAUUAAGGAAUCAGUUCAUUCUACAAAUACACCAUACACUCCAGAAAAUAAAAACCUUCAUUUUAUUCAAGAAAGAAUGACAAAUCUUACUCUUCCUAGUGAUAUGAUUCCAGUUAGUAGUUAUGUAGAUUUUGUAUCAAUGUUACCAGAUAGAUUUGCAGUAAUGGAUUUUACUUGUCUUUUUUCAACAAAAACUGAUGGUUUUUCUUUAAGCAAUUUAUACUCUUUAUGUGCAGCACGUUCUCCAUUAAUUAUAUUAGUCAGAGAUGAUACUAAUGCACUUUUUGGGGGUUAUGUAUCAGACCCAAUCAAAAUUCAUCGCCAUUAUUAUGGCACAGGAGAAUCUUUUCUCUUUACAAUUGAACCUCAUACAAAAAAAUAUAAUUCAACAUCAGCAAACAACUAUUUUAUUAUGACAAAUUUAGAUAAAUUUAUUAUGGGUGGAGGUGAUGGUUUCCCUGGUUUGGGGUUCAACAGAUCAUUAGAAGGUCAAACAUAUACUUGCCCGACAUUCAAAAAUGAACCAUUAACAAUUAAUGAAAACUUUAAAACAAUAAGAUUAGAAAUAUGGACAUGUGCAUCUGUAGCACUAAUAAAUAAUUUCUCAGAAUCAGAAAGUGGUUCUUCAUCAAGACAAUCCAUUGAUGGAGGAAAUUUGUAA
This is a messenger RNA of Entamoeba dispar SAW760, 2067 nucleotides long. RefSeq lists its product as uncharacterized. NCBI's taxonomy places the organism in Eukaryota, Evosea, Mastigamoebida, Endamoebidae. The record is from RefSeq and is a predicted model, not a curated record. The transcript has 3 exons. The coding region runs from base 1 to 2067 and encodes 688 amino acids.